This is a messenger RNA of Episyrphus balteatus (marmalade hoverfly), 3563 nucleotides long. Its product is annotated as rho GTPase-activating protein gacU. Lineage: Eukaryota; Metazoa; Arthropoda; Insecta; Diptera; Syrphidae. The coding region runs from base 891 to 3470 and encodes 859 amino acids. The transcript is spliced from 4 exons. The record is from RefSeq and is a predicted model, not a curated record.
UUUUUUGCAUUUUUAAUGAUCAAAACCUGAAAAUAGAAAAAGUUUUGAAAAACAUAAAACGGCAAUUCUUUUAAUUUUCUAUUCGAAAACGAAAAUAGAAUUUUGCAAAGGAAGUGUGUGGUGUGGAAAAAAAGGAACAAAACGCAGCGUGCAGCGAACUUUGUUCGCUUCGAAACGGGAUUUUUGUUUAUAUUUUUUUUUUUUUUCGUUUUUUGCAAUUAAAUUUUGAUUUACAAAGAAAAGAAUUUCGAAAACUUUUUUUUAUUUUAUUUUCAAAAAUAAAUUAAAAUGGCUCAGGUGUUUCGUCGAAAUCCAUUCGAGGUGAUUUUGUGUUGAGAAAAAUAUUUUCCUCGAAUGAGGGCAAAGCCCACAUUCUCUCUAUGACCAUAUCAUUUCACAAAGACCAACCGAUCCCCUUUGUCUCCCCUCGAGAUGUGUUUUUCUGUGUGACGUAAAUUUCAUACCCCGUUACUUGUUUGCAGCUGUAUACGCAUAUAUAAUAAAUAAAAUUGUGUUUGUGGGCACAUUUUCAGCAUAUCAAUAAAUUGUGUUUGCGUCCGUGGAAAUUAGUGUAAAAAAUAUAUAUACACCGAAAUGAUGCGUUGAUAUGUACUAGAUUUUGUGCGGUUGGUGGUGUCCCCGUACCCGUGCUCUAAAUCACAUUCGUGGGCGGAAUUUUCGAAUAAAUUUUAUAAUUUUUUUUUUUUCGUUAGAAAAUUCAAGAUACAAUUUAUACGGGUAUUUUCUUUGUUCACUUUUUUUUUUGUUGUAUUUUCACGUGAUGUGUUGUGACGACGUCAUUUUAAGUCGAAAACGAAAAAAAAUCAAAAUUAGAUGAAACUUUUGGGGAGCAAAAAUCGAACACGAAAAGAGGAAAAUUCCGUCAGAAAAUGACUGACAAAAGUCAGUCAUCAGCACAAUCACGACAGCAGCAACAACAUGAUACAGGACCUUCACCAACACCAAAUUCUGGAAUUCCGGGAAUUCCUGAACUAACAGCUGAAUGGGUAGUUCGGGCCCAGUUGACUUUUGGUCGUCCUGGAGAAACCGUUACGAGAGAUUUCACGACGAACAAUAAUACCAAUACUAUCAGACCAGUUCGGGUGGUUUACAGAUGGAGUUCGGGAGAGGGCGCUGCUACCGAGGAGGAGAAACCUUCACCAUCAAGUCGGGAGACUUUAGGUGGUUCGGGACAAUCUACACCUUUAAAGAAAAAAGGUAUUCAUGCUGAAAGUUUUAAUUCAGCAAAUUCUGGAGAUUUUUGUGGCGCUGAUUCAGCAUUUAGUGGAUCGAAUACGCCAAGGAAUCAAAAUCAACAACAACAGCAACAACAAAAACAACAACAACAACAAUUAUAUGGGACAAGAUGUCGAAGUACGUGUAAUAUAAUUGUAUCAGCUGUAGCAGAUUUUCUGCCAAAUGCAGCUGGCAAUGAUAUUCCAGAAGAAGAACCAGAUCCGUUUGUUUUUAAUACGACAGCUAGUUAUACCGUUAUACCGGAUCAGCCCCCCGUUAAUAGUUCCAAUGUGGCAUCAAAAAGUUUUACAUCUGGUAAAAUUCUUGCUCUACGUGAUGCCUUCUCGCAGACAAGUGACACAGAAACGACGACUAAAUAUCUUCCUAAUCUUCACCACACAAAAACAACCAACACAAAUGAAUUUCGCUACUCCAGCCGUAGUCCGCCCACCGACAGGCGAUCAACAAUCGACGAUUUUAGGCGGCAACAGAGACGUUUCUAUGAUCAUAAUCGUCGUGCCACAGACACUCUGUUGCCACCGCCGCCUACCUCACCAACAACCGGAGUUGACGAGGGAAACUCUUUUACGCCCUCGUACACACCAUCGCCAACGCAAACGUGUAAAUCAGCUUCCCUGCCAAGAAUUCCACCACUUCCAGGUCACCAAAGGCAGCAGCAGCAGCAGCAGCAACAACAAACUGCUGCCGCUAGUAGUGGGCCAAAGUCAGAACCGAAAAAACCCAGAACCGUUCACAUCGAUGUCUAUUGCACUGGUUCGGAUGAUGACGAAGAUGAUAAUGACGACGAGGAUGAAUUGGACAUUGAUGAUUCGUCGUCGAGCUCAUCCGAUGCAACAAAUCAUCUUUCCAACUCAACCCCCCAAACGGUGUUGGAUAAUGAACAAAUGCUGUUGCGUCAUCAGCGUAUAGGAGCGAGCACACUUCCGAGAAGGGUUAACCUAAAUCGUGAGAAAUUAUCUGGCCGUUCGCCAAAUCCGCCAACAACUGUGUCGAGUACUUCGCGAUCCGAUUUGAAUGUUGGCCAUGCAAUAACCAAGUCGAGCACUGCUGAUGAGGUCUCCGAGUCGAAACAAUUGUUAUUCCGCAAACAUAUUGGCGAUCAGAGAGCUGCAAAGCUUCAGAAUCUUCGACAGAAGUAUAUUCGGAAAGAUCCGAGUGAUGAUUGUAUCAGUUCGAAUUAUCCGAAUUCGUCGAGGUCGACUAUGAGAGAUGCGACUUGUAGUAGUAUCUCCAGUGCAAUGGCUUCUCAGGAUCAGGAAUCCUCGUGGAAGGAGACGGAAGAUACGGAAGCUAGCAUGGGUCUUGCCAAGUCGGAUAGCUUUGAUUAUGACAACUCUGUAGACCGUUUAAGAAUCAGGCAAAUGGAGUCGUUAUGGUCGCGUCCUGAGGGUGAAGCUAAUUUCGCCACAACCAGAAGUCACACUCAGCCAGUGUUUCUUCAUCCGAUUUCCGAGGGUAAUUCUCAGAGAACCUCGCCUUAUACCGGAAACGUUCCGGUCCAACGGAACGAUACUCUUCCAUCGGAAUCGGAGAACUUCUCCGAGUCUGAUAAUGUCUUUUAUCCUUAUCAUCGAUUUAGUGCUCCAGCUCAACAGCAGUUGUAUGAGCCUCCUCCACCGCCAGUCUCACCAAGUCAUCGACCAAAAAUUGUUUACUCAUAUCCAGCUACCCCGAAUCGUGAUCCGCCUGCAUUCAUGCAGUUUUUCGGACCGAGACCACAAAGUCCUCAGACCGGAUUUCAGCCAAGUUUCCGACCAGGUUUGCAAAGGUGGAAGAGUGAAGCUCGAGAUGAUCUUGAUUCUACUGCGCUGAAGCCUUCACAGACUUUCCAGCGAGCUGGUAGUGAAACUCCAUCACCCACUAAAGCCUUAACACCAGAUUUACCCCAUUCUCCACCUGUUCAUCUGUUACCUUCACCGGUUCCAUCUCCUAAACCAGGAUCUUCGCAGCGAGAAAGUAGUGUAGCUUCGAGUAGUGUGGCUGCUAUUAUUAAAGGCUAUACAGCUGAGCAUUUGCAAAAAGCUCAAAAAUUUGGUCAAGUCAUGGGAACGGUUCGUAAACCUGGACAUCAUGUUGGACCAACUAAAAAUCCAAAUUGUUUAUGUGAACAUUGUCAAAGGUGGAUGGCUGAACGAUUCCAAAUUAGGAGUAGAGCUUUUUCAGUUGGUGACAAACCAGUUGUACUAAAGAGACCAAAUUUUAACAGAAAUUGAAACAGAAUUUAAGACAAGAAUAUCAAAAAAAUCACUGCCAGAUCAAAAUAAUUAGGAAAAAAUAUAUAGAAAUAAGAAUUUAUUUUUAUUGGA